ACUAUAUGUAUUGCUUACCAAACUAACAAAAAUAAAUGCAUUAUGGAAUAAAUCGUAUUCAUGUAUACGUUAUUAAUUAACGAUUAUGACUUGAUAUUGCAAAACAAAUUUAAAUCUUUAAAAGAAAUCGUCAUAUUAUACUUACACUAAACUCGUAUAACAUGACGGCAACUUGUUUUAUGUUUGUGGUUUUUAUUGUAUGUGCAACACCAGUAAUUUCACUGAUUGGGGGAAAAACUGACAUCAGCAAAAUAAGAAAGAAUAUUAUGGAACAGAUCUUUGACAAUUAUGACCCAACAAUUCCUCCCCAUUUUAUUGAAGAAAUCCCAGUAGAAAGCUCCGUGCAGUUGUAUAUCUUGAAUAUUGAUACAAUCAACGAUUCUUUGAUGGAAUUCUCAGUUAGUAUGUUUAUCCGCCAACGAUGGACAGAUAUUCGUUUAAAAUAUAACAAUACUGUUGGGGUUUCACGAUUAGAAUUGGACACAAAAGUAAUGCAGAACGUCUGGGUACCAGAUAUGUUUAUAACCAAUGAAAAAAAGGCAGAUAUUCAUCAAGUGACAGCUCCAAAUAUGUUGAUGCAUAUACAUCCGAAUGGAGAUAUACUUUACAGUAUGAGAGUAACAGGAACAUUUUCUUGUGAGAUGAAUUUACAGAAGUAUCCAUUAGAUAAACAGAUCUGUUCAUUGGGAUUAGAAAGUUACGCUUAUACAACAGACAACCUUGUAUAUAGAUGGCACGACGACGAACCUAUAGUGUACGACAAAGACAUGUCACUACCUCAGUUUCAGUUAGAUGGAAUAACAACAUAUAGCUGUGACAAAGUGUAUCACGGAAUCAUGGACAAACAGGAAUAUACGUGUCUGAAAAUGGACAUAGCACUAUCGAGAAAUUUUGGGUAUCAUUUGACCCAAAUAUAUAUACCGAGUUGUCUUAUAGUCAUUCUAUCAUGGGUGUCCUUUUGGAUUAGUGUUGAUGCCACACCUGCUCGUAUAUCUAUUGGAAUAUUAACCGUCCUCACCAUGACAACACAGAGUUCCGGUGCACGUGAAUCAUUACCAAAAGUGUCUUAUGUGAAAGCAAUCGACGUUUGGAUGGCUGUCUGUCUGCUCUUUGUAUUUGGAGCACUUGUAGAGUUUGCCUUUGUAAAUGUUCUAUCAAGAGUCGAACGACGUAGAAAGUCGCCAAUGUCAAAACAGACUAUUGAAUCCAAUGAACAUACAUGUACAAAUACUAAAACAAGUGGAUUACUGGAUUGCAAAUACUGA
Messenger RNA from Mytilus trossulus (common blue mussel), 1265 nucleotides. Its product is annotated as glycine receptor subunit alpha-3-like. Gene Ontology annotation, cellular component: neuron projection; synapse; plasma membrane. The coding region runs from base 162 to 1265 and encodes 367 amino acids. Gene Ontology annotation, molecular function: transmembrane signaling receptor activity; excitatory extracellular ligand-gated monoatomic ion channel activity; chloride channel activity. The record is from RefSeq and is a predicted model, not a curated record. NCBI's taxonomy places the organism in Eukaryota, Metazoa, Mollusca, Bivalvia, Mytilida, Mytilidae. Gene Ontology annotation, biological process: nervous system process; regulation of membrane potential; signal transduction. The transcript has 8 exons.